UGACGCCAUCCCAACAUUUUUUCAGGCUUGUGGGGAAGUCGAAGAAGGUAUCUGAAAGACAUCUAAAGGAGCGUUUACCUAACAUGAAAAGAAUCAGAUACAUUUGUAAGUGAUGUAACACUGAUCUUCGAAGUCAUCAACUACUAUGAACUUCAGACACUGAUGUAAAUUUGAUCAUUCUCCACUCACACUUUUGAAAAUGAAUUGCAAGAAGAAGCGAUUUGAAUUUGUUGGUGACAAUUGUAAUCAGUCUUUCUCUAAUAAACACAAACUGAGAAGGCAUCAAAGAGUUCACACUGGAAAGAGACCACUUGUUUGUGACAUUUGUGGGAAAUCAUUUUCUCAAAAAGGCAAUCUAAGUACUUACUCCAGAGUUCACACUGGUAAGAAACCUAUUGUUUGUGACAUUUGUGGAGAUUUUUUCGGGGAGAAAAAUAAUUUAACUCAACAUCAGCGUGUCAACACUGGAGGGAAACCAUUUGUUUGUGACAUUUGUGGAAAAGCUUUUGCCCAUAGUAAAAUGCUAUCCAACCAUCAUACAAUCCACACUAUGGAGAGACCUUUUGUUUGUGACAUAUGCGGAGAUUCUUUCAGACGGAAAACUCAUUUAAGUCAACAUCAGCGUGUCCAUACUGGAGAGAAACCAUUUGUUUGUGACAUUUGUGGAGAUUCUUUCAGGCAAAAAAUAAACUUAAAUUGGCAUCAUAGAAUCCACACUGGAGAGAAACCGUUUGUUUGUAACAUUUGUGGAGAUUGGUUCAGACACAAAUCUAGUUUAACUCAACAUCAGCGUGUCCACACUGGAGAGAAACCAUUCAUUUGUGACAUUUGUGGAAAAGCUUUUGCCCACAGACAAACGCUAUCCAACCAUCAUAGAAUCCACAUUGGAGAGACACCAUUUGUUUGUAAAAUAUGUGGACAGGCAUUCUCUCGAAAAGGAAGUCUAAGUCAACACUCGACAGUUCACUCUGGAGGAGAGAAACAAUUCUUGUGUGACAUUUGUGGAAAAGCUUUUGCCCUUAAAAAAACGCUAUCCAACCAUCAUAGAAUCCACACUGGAGAGAAACCAUUUGUUUGUGACAUUUGCGGAGAUUCUUUUAGACAGAAAACUGCUUUAACUCAACAUCAGCGUGUCCACUCUAGAGAGAAACUGUUUGUUUGUGACAUUAGUGGAGAUUCUUUCGGGCAGACAAAUAAUUUAACUCAACAUCAGCGUGUCCACACUGGAGAGAAACCAUUCAUUUGUGACAUUUGUGGACAGGCAUUUUCUCAAAAAGGAUAUCUAAGUAAACACGCUACAGUUCACACUGGAAAGAAACCUUUUGUUUGUGACAUUUGUGGAAAAGCUUUUGCCCAUAAAAGGACCCUAUCACUCCACCAUAGAAUCCACACUGGAGAUAAAACAUUCAUUUGUGGUAUUUGUGGACAGGCUUUUUCUCAAAAAGGAAAUCUAAGUAAACACUCGACAGUUCACACUGGAGAGAAACCAUUCGUUUGUGACAUUUGUGGAAAACCUUUUGCCACAAAAAAAUACCUAUCCAGCCACCAGAGAAUCCACACUGGAGAGAAACCAUUCGUUUGUGACAUUUGUGGAAAACCUUUUGCCACAAAAAAAUACCUAUCCAGCCACCAGAGAAUCCACACUGGAGAGAAACCAUUCGUUUGUGACAUUUGUGGAAAACCUUUUGCCACAAAAAAAUACCUAUCCAGCCACCAUAGAAUCCACACUGGAUAAACCAUUCGUUUGUGACUUUGUGUGACAUAAGUGACCUUUGAAGUCAUCAUUCCUGUGUAUUUAACAUCUUGUGGAAAAGUCUUUUCACAAUCUGUUAGCCUGACUACUAACCGUCAGCGUGCCAUAAUGGAGAGAAACCAAAAUUUGUUUGUGAUAUCUUUGGAAAAGCAUUUUUGUAUAAAUCGUCAUUGACAUGCCAUCAGCGUACGUGCAUACUGGAGAUAAUUCAUCGUUUAUGAUUAACUGUGAUUAACUUGUCACUGAAAUGACAUAAGUGUGUGUCCACAUUGACAAAUCACAAGGGUUUAGACUUGCAUCUUUGUUGAAAUUAGGCUAAAAUCACAAAAAACAAAACAAACAUACAUGUAGCAUUGUGUAUAAAUUGUUCCCUAUACCUGUAAUGUGCACAGGCCAUGACUUUUCAAAUGUUGCCAUGUGUUUCUCACCAAAUCUUGCUCUUAAGUGUGCCUGGUGUACUUGCAAAAAUGUUUGCAAGUCUUUAGCCCUAGGUACUUGUCACAAUUUGUCUGAAAAUGUGUAUUUAUUGGGCAGCCUUGUGUACACAUGUACUUCUCAAAUUUUGAUAAUGUGUACAUGGCUUUCUAUAUAGGCCCUCCUAUAGCCUUGUGUACAAUGUGUACAAUAGCCUUGUACAGUUUGCCUGUAACUGUGAACCUGAAAAUGUGUGCAAGUCUGUAGCCUUUGUCAAACUUUGCCUGAAAAUGUGUAAAGGCUAUAAUAGCCUUGUGUACUUAAAAUUAAUGUAUUUUGCCUGAAAAUGUGUACAUGAAAACAUAUGCAAGUCUAUAGCUUUGUGUACAAGGCCAUGUACUUGUCAAAUUUUGCCUGCAAAUGUGUGCGAGCUGAUAGCCUUGGGUACUUGUCGAGUUUUGCCUGAAAAUGUGUCAGGCUAACCGCCUUGUGUCAAAUUUUGCUUGAAGUUGUGUGUACAUGUAUAAUGCUAUAGCCUUAAUGUGUACUUUUCGAAUUUUGCGAGAAAAAGGGGGCAAGUCUAUAAUCUUUGGUACUUUUCAAAUUUUUUGUGUACUUGUUGAAAUGUGCUUAUGUAUAUAUGGCUGUAUAGCCUUGGGUACUUGUCAAAUUUUGCUUGAAAAUUUGUGCAAGUCUAUAACCUUUGGUACUUUUACAAUUUUGCCUGAAAAUGUGUGCAAUCUAUAGUAAGCCUUGUGUAUUUUUCGAAUUGUGCUGGUAAAGUGCAAGUCUAUUGCCUUGUGUACUAGUCAAAUUUUGCCUGAAAAUGUGUGCAAGUCUAUAUAUAGCCUUUGGUACUUUCAAACUUUGAUUGAAAAUGUGUAUAAGGCUAUACGCCUUGUGUACUUGUUGAAUUGUGCUUGUAAAUGUGUGCAAGUCUAUAGCCGUUGGUACUUGUCGAAUUUUGCCUGAAAAUAUGU
Molecule: messenger RNA, 3147 nt
Organism: Asterias rubens (European starfish)
Lineage: Eukaryota; Metazoa; Echinodermata; Asteroidea; Forcipulatida; Asteriidae
Product: zinc finger protein 665-like
Exons: 3
Coding region: 200-1735 (511 amino acids)
Biological process (GO): regulation of DNA-templated transcription
Molecular function (GO): RNA polymerase II cis-regulatory region sequence-specific DNA binding; DNA-binding transcription factor activity, RNA polymerase II-specific
Source: RefSeq, a predicted model, not a curated record